CCCACGCUAACGCAGGGAGAUCAUGUGGGAGCACCUGGAGGAAACCCACGCUAACGCAGGGAGAACAUGCAAACUCCACACAGAAGAGCUCCCCCACCUCAGGGUUCAAACCAGGAACCCUCUUACUUUGAGGCAACAAUGCUAACCAGCCCAUGACAGUGGAACAGGUGUAUCAGAUGGGACCAGGAUCAGCAGAUGAUCAGAUGGAGUCAGACUCUCAUUAAAAACAUGUCUAAAUAUAAAACCUUGGACCUGAUUAAUCUGACAGACUGACAGAAGUCUGUGUGUCCACAGGUCAGAGUCCAACUGUCCCACAUGUCCAACAGAGAGGGACAGAGUCUGUCAACACACUGAGUGUGAAGAGGAGCUGCAGGUCAGCCAGGUCUAACAGGAGGUUCCAGGUCUUUGGAGCAGAACCAGAGAAGAACCCACACUCCCUCAGCUCCACCCUGAACUCUGUGUUGUGGAAAGCCAGUGAUGUCCUCCUGCAGGUUGCCAAGGACUUCUACCGCUGCGAUCGUUGUGGUCUCAGCAAGUUCUUCCUGGUUCCUGACAGUUUGGACCAAUGGGCUGACAGCAUGCAGCAGAGGCUGCUGGGAUUCCAGGAACAGACCAGGAAGUUUCUGAGCACAAGCAGAGAGGAGUUGGAGACUCAGCUGUCCAUGUUCGAGGAGCUGCUUCACUCUUUACCUGCAGUUUUGAUCAGUAACCAUGAGCGACAGCAGGGGGCGGGGCUUACAGAGGAGGUGGGCAGAGUCAGACUGAAGAUGGAGGAGAUGCUGGCGUCCAGCGAGGAGCAGAAGCAUGUGAAUAUCCGUCAGCUGAGAGUGUCUCUCAGAAAUGACGAGUUUCAGAGUCUGAACAGCAGAGAGGAGUUAAGACAGCAGCAGCUGCACAGUGCCGUCUGCAGCACACACCAGGAACUACAGGUGUGUGUGCGAGCCAGAGGGGAGGAGUUUGUCACAUCAUUGGCGUCUCUCACAGAGCAGCUGCUCUCUCAGCUCGACCUCCUGGUCACACCUGAAGAAACGGAGGCACACAAGCACCAAGACACCGCUGUUACCAUUGAGACGGGAGCUGAAACAGGACGGAAACCCUACACAGUCAGCAGGACCUGGCCUGGUAUCCCGUACCUGUUGCCAUCCAGUGUUACCAUGGCAACGACAUCAUCCAUCACCACGACCAGGUGCACCCUGGGACAUCUGGCUGUCAUCGAGCAGAGAGACGCUGCUGUGAAGCGGUUCGAGCAGAUGGUCAGGUCGGAGUUGUCUCGUUCAGACGACGACAAACGAAGACAACUGAGUGAAAUACACACCUGGAACACACACUGGAGACAGCAGAUACACACUCUGACACACACACACACACACACACUGAUGUGAUGGCAGCAGCUGAUUGGCUGUUUGCAUUGUAGAUUGUGAUGUCAUCAGCUGUGUUGAUGUUUGUUAAUAAACAGAAGAAGAAGA
Epinephelus moara (kelp grouper) is the source of this 1466-nucleotide messenger RNA. RefSeq names its product coiled-coil domain-containing protein 180-like. The record is from RefSeq and is a predicted model, not a curated record. The transcript has 10 exons. Lineage: Eukaryota; Metazoa; Chordata; Actinopteri; Perciformes; Serranidae. Bases 579 to 1382 code for a protein of 267 amino acids.